This is a messenger RNA of Dicentrarchus labrax (European seabass), 12348 nucleotides long. It is a transcript of the gene plag1, whose product is annotated as pleiomorphic adenoma gene 1. Gene Ontology annotation, molecular function: DNA-binding transcription factor activity; RNA polymerase II cis-regulatory region sequence-specific DNA binding; histone deacetylase binding. The record is from RefSeq and is a predicted model, not a curated record. Gene Ontology annotation, cellular component: nucleus; cytoplasm. Gene Ontology annotation, biological process: cell fate commitment; regulation of transcription by RNA polymerase II. NCBI's taxonomy places the organism in Eukaryota, Metazoa, Chordata, Actinopteri, Moronidae. Bases 400 to 1836 code for a protein of 478 amino acids. The transcript is spliced from 3 exons.
GUCCAAAAAUUGAGUUUUAUUGAAAGAGACUGUAGCUGACAUUGAAGUGAAAGUGGCAGCGGCUUACACAAAUCAAAAAGCACAAGUGGGCGGAACUUCGGGUGGGCGUGGCUAAACCCUAGUGCGGUUGCAUCGCAGCGCAUACACAAUGGCUGCUCGAAAGAGAGGAAAGCAAACAAUUUUCAGGCCCGCCGCGUCUAGCAAAAAAUAUGAGAAAAAAAUUAUUAAAAAUUCGGAAAAUAGUUGAAAGUCAAGAAAAACUCAACAGAAAGGAUGUUAAAGCGCCCGGGGCCCCUGAGUCCGGGCAGUGUUGAGCACAUAAAACUGGAUAGAAUAAUUGCAUCAGUACUAGCUGGCCGCUGUGCCCUUGUCCAUGUAGCUGGUCUCCCUUAGAGUGCCAUGGCCACGGGAACCCAGGGCCACCGUGACCACGUCCUGGAGAAAGCCAAGCUCGCACCGCCCAUGGGGAGGCGCAGGAGAGCUGAGGGGAAGCCGAAGAAGAACUUCCUCUGCCAGGACUGUCAGAAAGCUUUCAACAGCCUGGAGAAGUUGAAGGUGCACUCGUACUCUCACACAGGAGAGAGACCCUACUGCUGCUCCCACCCUGACUGCACCAAGGCUUUCGUCUCCAAAUACAAGCUGCUACGGCAUAUGGCAACUCACUCGCCAGAAAAAAACCACAAGUGUUCAUACUGUGAGAAAAUGUUCCACCGCAAGGAUCACUUAAAGAAUCACCUACACACUCACGACCCAUACAAGGAGGCCUUCACCUGUCAGGAGUGCGGCAAGAGUUACAACACCAAGCUGGGCUUCAAACGCCACCUCGCCCUCCACGCCGCCAACAGUGGAGACCUCACCUGCCAAGUAUGCCUGCAGCCGUUUCCCAGCACUGGGGUUCUGCUGGAACACCUAAAAACGCACGCUGGCAAGUCCUCUGGCGGGACCAAAGAGAAAAAGCAUCGCUGUGAGCAUUGCGAGCGGCGGUUUUACACCCGUAAAGACGUGCGACGCCACAUGGUGGUGCACACCGGACGCAAGGACUUCCUUUGUCAGUACUGUGCCCAGCGCUUUGGUAGGAAGGACCACCUGACACGCCACGUGAAAAAGAGCCAUGCCCGGGAGCUUCUGAGGGUAAAAACUGAGCCAGCUGAUUUGCUGGAACCAGUUGCCUAUGACUUGGCGUCUGGGGGCAUCAAGGGCGAGCUCCCAGGAAUGCUGACGCCGAGGUUGCACCAGCUCAACAUGUACACAGGCCCCGUCCUGGACACAGAGCCCUUCCCCAACCCAACACACCCCUUUUCUUUAAAGUACCCGCUGGCCUCCAACUUUACCUCAUACACCGUCUCCUCCCAGGAGCGGGAGCAGAAUCUAAAGGGAGAACUGGAGACCUACCUGAUGGAGCUGCAGAGCAGCAUGCCCUCCUCAUCCUCUGCAGCCCAAGAACCCCAACUCCCCUCUUCCAAACUCGAGUUGGAGACUCAAGUGGGCGUGCUGGAGCAGACGAGCCAGGAGGUGUCCCUGUCCAAAAUGUCCACGCCGGUGGUGGCAGCCUCCGCAGGAGACUCUCUGGCUUCAUCCUCUUCUCUGAUGGACUUCUCACAGCUUUUCAACUUCCUGCCACUCAACGGGCCUCCGUAUAACCAGGCCGGGGGCAGCGGGGGGCCAGGCGUCGCCUAUCCACCCAACGAAGAGCCCACACCUCUUGUCCAGCUGCCCCCCCACCCCCCCGAAGGCCCAGAGGCUGCAGAGAAUCCGCUUCAGGGGCUCCCUUCCUCCUUCAUAUCCAACUUGAGCACACCCACCACACUGCCCCGCUUCCACCAAGCUUUUCAGUGAUCCAGUAUGUACUGCGCAUGAGACACAUACACUCACACAUACUGACACACCAGCCCACCGUGAAACAAGAUGCUAGUUUGAAGAUAUUAGUCCCAUCUCCAUUUAAUAUGACAACAUGAGCAGACACUAACACAUUUUGCAGACACAUGAUGAUCAGUACUGACACACACAUCAAAUCUGUUCACAUAAUAGCUGACCAAUCAUCCUCUUGUGCUGGAUGUUUGUGCAAAUACAAUUUCCAGAUUCUCAGUUUAAGUUGUACAACCUAUCAUGAUUAGUUCUGGAUGGCAGGAGAAAAUACUUCUCAAAGAUCUGCAGGCUACAAUAUACCGCAGUAGAAUUCAGGCAUGGGCUGUGCUCAAAAAGGUUCAUCAGUGCAAAACCCCGCCACACACAUAUUAAUGGAGCUAAAACUCUUUUCCCGUAAUAAUGUGGACAAUGCUUAACCAUAACAGUGAGAGUUGUGUUCAUUACACAAGGUUUUUGGGAGUUUGAGAAUUUUCACAUACAUGAAUGAUGAUAGUAAUUUGAUUGCAGUGACUUUCCAUUACUUAACCCCCCAUGCUUUAGAAUAGGUUGACCUUAGUAUGCAGAUUUUUUCUUGUGCAGCACUUUGAAGCCUGUGAUGUCGCCUGUCAUUACAGUUGACCUUUGUUUUAUGUCUUUCUUAUUUGUGGUAGGGACCAAUCUGUAGUUUUGGAAUGUUUUCGCCCAUUUACAUACGUGACUGCUGAGCAUUUCACAAACCAUACCGGACUUCGGAUGGUUUUUUUUGCAGUGCUCUAGACAGCUAUUGCAUCGCAUCAAGUUUUCAAGUCAUGCAAGUUUGUUUCCAAUAUUUAGUGAAAUUAUAGGAAACCAAUGACUUCCUGGAUGGUGGGAAGACUAUCUCAAAACAUCUCAAACAUCAACAUUAUUUUUUGCAUUAAGUUAAUAUUUCAUCAGCAGUAAAUAGUCUAAAACAUACAAAAACAUCAGUCUGGUCCUUUUGAUCAACCCAUAAAUCAGAAAUGUAUUUACAUUGUUAACAACAAGGUACUGGAUAGUAACUACUGAGCAGUUAUCUUUAUUCUCCAACAGUCGUGUUCACCAGUGUCUUAUGGAAUUUCUUAGUUAUCCUCCAACCCCAAACCAAAAUCAACCAAACACAAAAAGACACAAAUCCCAUCAGGUUAAAUCAACACCCUCUCCGCCACACCCAGUUGGAGAGUUAAGAUCAACCAUGUAUCUGGAUUAACCAGUCCUGGACACCAGAAAACUGAGAAAUCACGCUUUUAACCAUGACUUACAAACACACAAGCAGUCACUGUUUAUGAGCCCUACCUAGUGAACCAGCUGGAAGCAUCCACCCCGUAGAGUUAUCUUUUAGUAGGAGAGAGUACUACAGGCUCAAUGGCUAUGUUCACACUGAGGCACAAGUUAUUCAGAUCAGAUUUGUUCAUGACAGCACAAAUCACAUGGAAUCUGAUCUUUUCUAUUCGGCUAUGCGGCUGUGGUUGUUGGUUCGAUCCCCGGCUCCUCACGCCACAUGCCAAAGUAUCCUUGAGCAAGAUACUGAACUCCAAAAUGCUCCUGAUGUCGUGCAUCACUGAGUGAAUGUGUGUGAAAGGGUGAAUGUGGCACGUAGUGUAAAAGCGCUUUGAGUGGUCGGAAGACUAGAAAGGCACUAUACAAGUACAGGUUGAUUUACCAUUUACCAUUAUUCUGAUUGGGUGGGUCACUUCAGUACUGCGUCAGAUCAGAUCUGAGUAAUAAAUCAGAAUUGAGCGCUGAUGUUGCGGUGUGAAAAUAGCCAGUGUGUCAUGAGCUGCUUUACUCUUCCCUUGUUAAUGUCAUUGUGCCUUAAUUUUCAAAGUUUAUGAAAAAAACUAUUAUAUCAAAGACCCACAAAGCAAGCACUCUUUCAAGGAUGAGGGAAGUUCUUCCUGCAAAAAUGCAUUAUCACAUACAUGAAGUCUUUCCUGUGUGUAUUCAAGUACCUGUGCCUUUUAGUAAACUUCUAAUAAGUGUAGUUAGGUUGCCUUGUUUAUGACUGUUGGACUGAAACUAAACUUUUUAGUUGUAGAUUGGAUGCAAAAAAUGAAAAUUUACAUUUACAUCAUUACCCUUAAGUGUUUGGAUAUGGUACCGAGUACCAUUGUACUAAAUGUAUUGUAAAACAUCGUCUCAAAAGUUAACCAUACAACAAAUAAUGGGGUGGCUACAUUUGACUUUUUAAAAAAGUCCAGUGAGUAACAUUUAGAAGGAUCAAUUGGCAGAAAUGGAAUAUAAUAUUCAUAGGCACGUUUUCAUUAGCGUAUAAUCACCUGAAAAUAAGAACUACUGUGUUUUUGUUACCUUCGAAUGAGCUGUUGUUAUCUACACAGCAAGUGUGUCCUCUUCCAUAGAUACCGCCACCAUAGUUUCUCCUACGUGCUCAGAAGGCAAGCAGUUAUGCAUUUGGUUGCAAUCUGCAACUUCAUCGCUUGCCACUAAGGGGCCACUAAAUCCUACACACUGGUCCUUUAAGUGACAUGUUCACUGGACCCCUACCCCACUUAGAAAAAACUGCAAACAUUUAACAUUGGAAGAAAACAUUAGUUUUUAUAAUGUGUGACACCGAUCGACACAUUAAAAGCAACUGCCAGAAUAAUGGCAAACAUUUUGUUUACCACAUUCUACUACCUUUGAACCAAGAGCGAGAUGAAGAAUAUACAUAUAAACUGUCAAUACAUUUGUUGUCAUCCAAUGUGGAACACUAGAACUUCUCAAUAGUAUAUGAAAUUCUUGUAACAUUAUUUAGAACUGCCAAAUGUUGCUGCUAUUUUGGUCAUUUAGCCAAAAGAAUGGGAUGUGGGAAAUCUUUUCUGAGUGACUGUGCCACACCUUGGUAGUCAUUCCCUUUAGACUCUAAAUGUUUUUCUCAAACAUAAAUAAUUUUUGUGCAGAGGUUUGUGAGGUGUUACUUGGAUGUUCUGCUACCAUUAAAACUCAGCAUGCAGCUCUCCCGAACCACAUUUAGUAAUAACGCAAAUAUUACUGUAAGCUCUGAAACACCCAGUUCAGAACCAGUUCAACAGUUUAUGGUUAAAAUAAAUGUCUAGAGCCACAUGUUCUGACUUCCUCUGGCAUGGCUCCACUUUAUUUUAUGUUUAGAUUAAAGUGGAAGUCACCCCCUAAAACACAAAACACAUGUUAGUCCUGUAGGUUCUUGGCCUAAAUCUGCAAACACAAACUCUCUGAAAGCUAAAAACAUGACGGAGCUAGGAGACAGAGUCUUUGACUCAGUUUACCCUCAUCCAAAACAAUAGUUGGUAGCAUUCCAGUUUUCAUGCAAAUGUGAAGAGACUCAGUGUAGUGAGUUGCUCUUUAAUGAUAACAGCAAUGAGGCUUACAUAUGCUGCUGGAAAAUGGUAUAUUGCAACAAUCAAAGGAACAUCUUCAGUGCUCAGUUGGUCUUUUAAGAUAAAAGUGUUGGUAUUGAAGCUAACCGCACCCAUUCUUCUGGAAAUGCAUUCAUGCCAUAAAGCUUUAGAUACUGAAGCACACUCAUUUUAGUGAAUUCAAAGUGUACAAUCAAAGAGUCUGCAGAAUUUACCUUCAUGUUUCCACAUUCAGCUAUGUGGUUUCUAGCUUUAAGGGAGAGUCGUUUACUGGCUUCAUCCUUGACUGAAAUGUUUAAGAUGGUAGGAAUCCAAUUUAGGGGCCACAUGCCUCUUCUUUAACUGCUUCUAGUGCCCUCUAGCAAGGCACUUAGCUGUACAAGCAAAGCUGCUUACCAAGGGACAAUAGUAAACUAUAGUGGUGCUUGGGCAUCUCCCAAAUGUAAAUCUAUUCUGUAUGAAUGUGAAGCAGAACAGUGCUGGAUAAGAGCUGAGAUUCUAACCUUCCCAGAAAAAUUCAAUUCAUUAGGCCAAAGCAUGCUAGAUUUAUAUAAUUAGUGUAUAGGUAGUCCUUCCUCCUUCAAACCUUAAAGGACUAUCACUUCAAAUGCAGUUAAAUGUGUUGGUAGAAAGUUUCUUUGGAAAUAGUAAAGACUUGACAUGCCCGAAGGCUCACUGUUAAACCCCCAGUUUUUGAAACUUCUGCCACCACCCAAUACUGUGGAGGUGAAAAAUCAAUCCCAGUAUCCUUAGGUGUUUGCCACUUGAAUCCCUCAACUUAAUUUUUUAAAUUUUAUUUUUAAUUUUAUUUUUAUUAUUUUUUACAUAUAAUUUACCUUGAAUUAUAUAAUAUAAUAUAUAUGCUUCAACACAAUGGCUUUAUACCUAAAGACAUGUUACAGAAAUUCAAUUUUUGAUAAUAUUGCAGAGAAAUGGCAGCUAGCAAGGUCUGCUACAUUAGCUUUGACUCAUGAAUUAAAUACAGUAAUAAUAAAAUAUAUAUCCAACACUAUUUCUAAUUAACGACAAACAAUAAAUACUUCAGAAGAAAGGACGAUCUUAACAUUGAGGGUCACAUUGUGUGAGUGGCCUGUCAUCCAUGUGCUCACUUGCGAAGUUCUGUUUCCGUAGAAACUAGAUUUUAUUCAAUUAGUUUAUUUUGUUCAAUGUCACAGUGAGUACUCAGAAGGCACUUGUAGAUGAAAAAAUCAUAUACAUGAUAAAUAAAUAAAAAAAUAUGUUAAGUAAUAUUUAUAUGAAACGGUCAUUUUAAAUAAUGUCACAUUUUAAUUGUUUCAUUUCAUUUUACAUAUGUCAACAUUGCGACUAUAAAAUGGUAACAAAAAAAAUAGAUUUGAUUAAAUCACAUUCUUUACUAAUUGUUUUAUGUUGAGAUGUGUAAUAACACUGUGUAUAUAUUUAUGAAGCAUCAAGCAUUCACAGCUAGGACUUAAACUUGCCCAUAGUUGCAGAAACACCCAGGAAUUGGAAUAAGACUAAUAAGCAAGAUUUUUAAAAAACAUUAUCAAUGGUUUAUCUGGUGAUCGGGUUGGAAAAAACUGUAUCAGAUAAUCUACAUCAUUAUAAACUGUUAUCAUUUACAAUGCUGGCUGCCAUAGUAAUGACACUGUUCUGUGGACUGACCUCAGUAACUAGAAAAACAUGUUGCUGUUGUUGAUGCUCCACACACCAAAUUCUAUUUACCUCCAUUGUGCUGGUAUAGUAACCUGACCAUAUGACGUAGUCAAACUUUUACUGAAGGCAGUCGGGAGAAAACAUCAAACAACAAAAACAUCUUCAGUGCCAUUCUUUGCUCUUCUUUCAAUGAAGAAAUACUCUCCAGUUCUGAUAUAACUGAUGCUAGCAGUAUGGACACUAACUUCUUUAGCAGCCUCCAUUGUUGUUUAACAAACAAUCGCUUCUCACUGCGUCACACCUAGCUCCCACCAACGUAGCUGCCAUUAGUAUCGGAGCAGUCAAAAGACACUGACUGGUCCGAUACCACUGUAGUUUGGCCAGAAAAGCAUACACUGAUGCCUGGCAAGAUGGAUUCUCACAUAAUUGUGUGAUCUCACAAGGUUACUCAUGUGGUGGUAAAAGUCUCAAAACCUGGACAAAUGAAACCAAAACUGGGUUAGGGUUAGGAUGGAUGGAUGCAGCUAGAGGGGAGAGAAAAUAUAUGUUGUUGUUUUUUUGGUGAUAUAAGUACAAAACUACAGAUUUAGAUACAAUCUUUCUUUAAGGACAUGAUGUUUUGGUGUGGGCAUGAAGUCAAUCAGGACUUCCCAGCAUUGUCUGAGGCUUUUGUUAUUGAGAGAUUUAGAAAGUCAAAGCUAUAUGUAGCGACACUCCGCCCAGCAUGUGAUUCACUGCUAAUGAAAAAGUGCUUUCUGUUUGGUCGAGAGGCCAAGAGAAUCAGUGGGUUUCAUUUCAGUCAGUGCCUCAGUCAGUCCACGCAGACACAAACGUACAUUUCAACCUUGUCUUCUUCAACUGUAGCUUCACUGCUCGGUCAUUAGCAUGGACACAAUCAUACAAUGUAAGCAGAUUUGCCUUAUUUUUAUGCAAUACCUAAGACAUAUCAGCUGUCAUUUAGAAUCAAUGUGGACACACAAAAACUGCACAAAAUAAUGACUGUGUUGGAACAGAUGCACAUCACAUAUAUAGUUGUAUACACAUUAACCAUUAUAAUAACAUCACCUUUAAUAACCCUCUAAAUUCUGUUAAUGAUUUUAACAUUUCCAAAAAUAUAUGCUGGAAUGAUGAAUAAGACAUUGCCUUUAAAAACAUUUAGUUUUGAGGGUUUGAAUAUUGGACUGUAUAAACAUUAUAUACAUUCAAUGAACCAGAUACAGAACAAGUGAGAUAAAAGUGGACCUCUUAUUAGAAAAUUGAGGUUCAAGAGAUAUUUUUGCUAACAACAGAAUCAUAGUAAACUACAGUUAGCACUGAUACAUUGCUUUGACAUGUUAUGAGCAACUGCCAUUACCUCUAUUUUGUCAUGGAUUUAAAUCUUCUAAAUGUGGUAAUGUUGCCUUGAAUAGUUACUGUAGCUGUUGUUGCUCAUAUAAGGUUGCUUAGUUUGGGUUAGCCUCAUUUGUGACCUCAGCACCCGUCGCAUAGGAAACUGCAUAGCACAUUUAACUUCUAGGCAGUUUAGCUCCCAGUCAUUAUUCAUAUUCCUUCGGCUGCUUUCUCACAAAGUUAAACCAACAAUGCAGUUUAGCUACCAGGUGUUAUUAAGCAACACAGUUAAGUGCACAUCUUACGCUAUAUUUUGCAUUCUUCAUCCCUUUCUCACUUUUCCAGUUAUUCAUACUCUUUUCAAAUUUGAUCUGCUCAUAAGCCCGGAGCUCCAUUCAAACCUUACAAUGUUCCACAUCUUUCUUCUUUUAAUUUAUACUAAUUUGACACACUUUUCCUACUUUUCGUACUCCUUUAGCAACUUCUCCAUACAAAUUAAAGCCAGCAAUGCAGUUUAGCAUCAGCUCUUCAACAUCCAGCAAUGUAUCAGACACACAUUAUUGAUCCAAGCAGACUAUUUGUAUAUAUCUUCAUACGUGACUUAAGGGGAUCUUUAAAGAUGCAAUCUGCUGCUUAAAAAUAACAUUCAGAUUUUUCCACUCAGGUUUGCGUAGUAAACUCCCAAUCAGUAACAUGCAGGACACUGAGGUCACAAAUGGGGAUAUGUUUAGGUUACUAUAUCAAUCCCAUUCCAGUUACUGUAUUCCCCAGCGGUUGCUACAAUUGUAUGACUGUAGUAUCAUUUCUCAUGCAGUUAACAUUGUGCUAGCAAUCACUAGCCAGCAGUGCGGCUGGGUAUAUUGACUGAAAUACAUGUGUAGCACUGAAUACCAAAAUCUUUACUAAAAGCUGAAUUUAAAUGUCAUCAAAGGUCAGAUUAAUCUUGUCUCAUUCUUUGACCUAGUAGUUCCUGAUUUAAAUCACAAUUUUAAUAAAAACGGAGGGAAAAUGCACACACACCCCAGGUGCUGGCUUGUAGACAUACAUUUAGAAAAAGAAAAAAAAGGGAAGCCACAUACUCAUCUUUAGCCAAUGUUAGACUGUAAUUUAAGUUCUUUUCCAACUGCCUAUGUUUGGAUGUUUGGCAUUUCAAAAUUGAUCAUGAGACCAAAGUUCCAUAUUUAGGUCACACGAUGACAACAGAACAAACUCCAUAACAACAUUUUAAAGGGCCGUACAAAAUCCAUCAAGUGAACCUUUAGUUAAGAUUAUUUUGUCAAACUACUGUUCCCAAGGUCAAAAAUGAUCAACAUUUCAGUACUGUUGUUUCUUUUGUAAAAAUGAAAGAAAGGUUUUGUUUUGUCUGUCUGGUAUCAUCAUUGACACAUAUUGAAAACUUAAAAAAAUCAAUACCAGCUCUGCGACAAUGUAACUGAAGGAUGAAAAGUCACAAAGGUGAUGUAAGCUGAUCUAUAUUAUUUAAUACAACACAGAUUACAUAUUUCAUCUAGAACAGACAUUGGACUGCACACUUUAUGGCAAAAAUGUGAACUUUAUAGCCUGCAAAGAUUUUGCCAAACAUCACCUUUUUCCUUCCACCAUAGCAGUCAACAGAUCUUCGUUACAUCAAAUGUUUUAAUGGAUAUAUAACCCAAUAGUGUUAUCAUUUACCUCACAUCUUGUUUUUGUGCUCCGAGAUUCAAAAAUGAUGAUGAACUAGAAGUGUUAAGUUCCCAGUUUUCCUUCCUGAACGACAGGAUUGAUGAGACAUGAAUGGAGACGAUAUUUUUCUGGGUUGUGUGAAAGGUAGAGUUGAAUGUGUAAUGUUUCAAAGCAUUUAUGGAAAUUUGCUAUGUGUAUCUUGUGAAGGUUUGUGUUUUUACAAGAGAUGUUAGCAAGCCGCUAUUGUUUUUUUUUUUUUCAUAGCACUUUUUGUAAAUUGAAUGCCUUUAUUUCCUCCAAUACCUUUUGUUUAAAACCUUAAUUACAAAUGUAUAGAUGAUAUAUUUAGCUUUUAGAGAACAAUAACAUGUAAAUACAAUAUAAAAUGUUUUAUUUUUACAGGUACAAUUUUGACAGUGUUUUUCCUAUCAAAGUGUCAUUUUUGCUUUACUUGCACAAGUGUUCUGUGUAUCUCAUUAAGGGGUCUUUUAACAAAUAAUGUACCUUAAACACAGAUUUCAGUAGGCCUUGUUUUUCAGAGAGCCUUCUUUGACUAUUGGUCAACUGGUUUAGGUGAGAGCACAAGCAACAAUGAAGCUUAAAUGGACGAUUAGCUAGCACUUAAUUCUAUUAUCUUGUUAUGGGUUGUUAUAAAGACAGUGUUUAUGUUCAAUAACUCCCAGGGUGAUUAGUCCUCCUCCAUCAUCCUUUGACCUCCGUGUGACAUAUUAUGACGUAAAAAUGACUUGAUUUCUUAGGGGUUUCUGUCUAAAAGCUGCUAAAGUCCAGAUGAAAUGGAAAAUGUCUUUUUGACCCUUUAAGAUUACAUCCCUAGUCAUUUUGUACCCAUAUUUAACAAUGUAUGCCACCAUUAUUUCAAAAAUAUUUCUUUGUAUUUUUACAUCAAAAUCCACUUAUGAAACAACCAGUUUCAACUAAUACUAUCAUGUAAUCCAGCCAUCAAUUAAUCUUCAACUUUUAGCAACAGCUAGUGUUUCUAGAGGUCGGAGCUCACUGAUUACUGUACAAAAACACAACUUUAUCAGUGAUUCUGGUGAAACCAGAUCAUAUUUGAUGAAGAAAAUAUAUUCUGCCUCAAUUCAGCUAACUGCAAAUGUAGCUGCGGUUACCGUGCAACCGAAACCGGCUUAGCAGCCUCACAGUGAACAAGGCCAGACCGGGAAUAAACCCAGCCUCCAAGACAGGAGGCCAGUUUGACGACAACAGUACCAAGAUGAUUUACAGAGUUUCCAGAUGGACUGUUGGCGGCACUCGCUAACUGCUGCUAACAGUAAUGUUAAAUGCUGUUAGCUAGUUAGCUCAUGCAGCUAACGCCCCCUCACCACCCCUGUUUUCUGUUUCAUGUGGACUUUGAAUAAACACACAUUUUCCAGUCAGCUAACAACAGGUUCAACUCAUAUGACAGAAUCCAGAAUUUGAUAUGGGCAGAAUAAAAGCAAUAAACUUUGGAUCAAAGUUGAAAGAAAAAAAGCUCUACACAUUGGUAGAUCCAGAUUUGGACUUUAGUAUCCGAUAAAGUUUGUAAAUCUAAAGCUAAUCUGACCUGUCCUGGGAAAAAGGAAUAUAAAGGCAGAAUGUCUCCAAUAGGUGGGAGAUGCUCUUCAGUGAGAGGCACAGACCUUCAGCAACUCAAACUUCUUUAUAAGCUUCAGUGGUACCAGUGAAUUUUUUUUGAAUGUGUAUGUAAGAAACACUGCAAUACUGCAAUAUAUUUUGGUAUUGGAUCAAGCUGCUAACAUACUUCUAAAGCUCCUUAAGGUGCUACAGACCUCUUUUCUAGUUCUUAAAUGUAUCGUUUGUACAAGUAUCCAGUUUAGCUGAACAGUUGGCAUGUGUGUGCCUUGUUGUACUAUAUAGCUACAUUAUAUUUUUAUUGUACUGUGACUUUUGUAGUCUUUUGACAGACUUGCCUGUAAUAUCACAUGCCCCACCCCACCUGUGUGUUGUGAUAUUGGGAAACGUCGUCGCUUUGGGAGAUUGCUCUGAGUGAAGUCACUCGGCGGAGAUGAAGACGUUGGCGCCGAAACUGAGAACUGCGACUCCAACGUAACGCCAUUUUAAAAUGAGCUGAGGAGGUUCAGAGACGAACUGCAUUCCAGCCAUGUUGGUUCUGUUAUUCAUUGCAUUUCAACAAUGCCAUCCUGUGACAAUGAUGGACUCGUUGCUAAUUCUCAAUAUUCUACUUCAAGUCUAUUUUACGAACUACUGUUGUAUUUUUAUAAAUAUAGGCAAAGUAAUUCACAUAAACAUAUAUAUGAGUAAAUAUAUAUGUAUAUGUUUAUAGGUUGUGUAAAAUAAAAAUGAAUGCUGCAGCUUUUACCUGUUGUUUUUUUUUUUUUUUAACAUUGACAUCAUCCAAAGAGGCAGAUUAUUUAUUGUCUGGCAGAAUAACCUGAUUUGAUUUACAUACCUUGCUGCUAUGAGAGAGAAGAGCUGCAGUCGUCAACUCCAGUGUUUUUACACAGUCUAAUGAAAGUUCAAUAAACAUAAAAGAAGGAUCUAA